AUGGGAAAUCGUGUGAAAGGUCGUCCAAAGAAGUCGACUAUCAAGGCUAACAGCCAUUCCAAAAUGGGAUCCAAGAGAAAGCUAUCUCGCAUGGGAAAGAAGCAAAAGAAGAAUCAUGCUGGGUUGGAAGCAACUUUCAUCGGGCGUUCCAAGUGCUUGAAAAUGCUACAAGUCACAAUCAAGGACUUUAGACGUUUGUGCAUUCUCAAGGGAAUCUAUCCUCGGGAGCCACGCGGAAAAUUCCCUGGACACAAGAAGGGCCAAACAUUCUAUCACAUUAAGGAUAUUCGUGCCAUUGCCCAUGAGCCCGUUUUGGAGAAGUUCCGCGAAUUCAGGACUUUCACCAAGAAGGUGCGUCGUGCUGCUGGUAGAAACGAGCAAGAUGAGGCACUCCGAAAAAAUGCCAUGUGCCCAACCUACACUUUGCACCACUUGGUCCGUGAAAGAUACCCUCGUUUCAAUGAUGCGUUGUCGGAUAUUGAUGAUGCCUUGACUUUGACCUAUUUGUUCGCAGCUCUUCCAAGUACUUCCAACAUCAAGUCCAAGGUUGUCAACAAGGCCAAGUCAUUGGCGGCUGCCUGGGGUGCUUAUUGCUCCACUGCCGCUUGCAUUACCAAAUCAUUCAUUUCGGUUAAGGGAGUCUACUUCGAGGCGACGAUCCGAGGUGUUCCAGUUCGUUGGGUUGUCCCACAUUCUUUCACACAAUUCAUGCCAGAAGACGUGGACUAUCGUGUUAUGACCACCUUUUUCGAGUUUUAUGAAACACUUCUUCAUUUUGUGUUGUACAAAUUGUACACCGACAUUGAAGUUCGUUACCCACUUCCCGCUGAGGGCGGAGAGGUCAAGGGUAGCACCAGUUUUAUUCUAGGUGCCAACCUUCGUUCUCUUUCCAAUGCAUUGAAUUCCACUGGAAACAUCUCGAAUAUUGUGUCCGAGUCGGUUGAAGAUGGAGACAAAAAGAAAAAGAGUGGCAAGACUAAGGAAGAGAGAAAGAAGGAAAAGGAAUUGAUCAAAUCUGUCGGAGCUGCGUUGAACAGCAUCAACGAGGAUAGUGAUUCCGAAGAAGAAGAGGAUGAUGUCGAUGUAGCAGGGCCUCUUAAGGCUGCCUUGGAAAGCAUGGCGGACGAUGAAGCCCGAACGGUACUUCCAGGUGGAAAGUUGGAGCUUGAUGAUGAAUCCAUGAAGAGAAGACGCCUUUUCUCUGGAUUCAAGUUCUUUCUUUCUCGUGAAGUCCCAAGAGGAUACCUCGAGCUUGUCUGCCUUGCCUUUGGUGGAAUCGUUGGAUGGGAAGGCCCCAACAGUCCUAUUGCCGUCAAUGAUCCGUCUAUCACUCACCAUGUCGUGGAUCGACCAAAGCUUCCUGCCUCCUACAGCAACUUGCCAAAGUCCCGAGAAUUCAUUCAACCUCAAUGGAUCUUGGAUUGUGCCAAUAAUGUAUUUUUGCUUCCUGUUGCCAAGUACACGGUUGGAGUAACCUUGCCUCCUCAUCUUUCUCCAUGGGUGGACAAUGAGGAAGAAGGAUACAAACCAGCCUACGCCGAAGUGAUUGAACGUCUCAAGAAUGGGGAACCAGCUGUUGCUGAGAACGACGAUCAAAUGGAAACCGAUGAAGCAGCUGAUGAUUCUGAAGAGAUGGAAGACGCUGCCAAAGAAAAAGAUUCGGACACCGAAGAGGAAAGCGACGAUGACAGCGAAGAGGAGGACGAGGAAGACCCUGCAGCAAAGAAAAAACAAGACAAGAAGAAACUUGCUGCCAAGAAGGCAAAAACUGAGAAGAGAAGAAAACAGGAAGAGGAAGAAGCCCACGCUCUUGCCAAGACAAUGAUGAGUCGUAAGGCUUCCCACCUCUAUGGUCGUAUGCAACAUGGUAUUGGACAGCGCAAUGCCAAGGUUGAGAAUCUAAAGAGCAAGCGAAAGGCUAUUGAAGAGGAAAACCGAAGCAAGAAGAAGGAUACUUUGGGAAGAACUCCUCUGAAACAAAAGGUGGACCGCCUUCGAAAGGAGCGCAAGCGCUUGGAAGACGAAUAUUCCAACCCUACUGGUGUUUCCUCGAAGAAGAAGAGCAAGAAGAAGCGCUCGACUUAA
Cylindrotheca closterium is the source of this 2085-nucleotide messenger RNA. NCBI's taxonomy places the organism in Eukaryota, Bacillariophyta, Bacillariophyceae, Bacillariales, Bacillariaceae. The record is from the annotation of a GenBank genome assembly.